Rhea pennata is the source of this 1679-nucleotide messenger RNA. It is a transcript of the gene KLF6, whose product is annotated as KLF transcription factor 6. The transcript is spliced from 4 exons. Gene Ontology annotation, biological process: regulation of transcription by RNA polymerase II. Lineage: Eukaryota; Metazoa; Chordata; Aves; Rheiformes; Rheidae. Bases 373 to 1224 code for a protein of 283 amino acids. Gene Ontology annotation, molecular function: RNA polymerase II cis-regulatory region sequence-specific DNA binding; DNA-binding transcription factor activity, RNA polymerase II-specific. The record is from RefSeq and is a predicted model, not a curated record.
UUUUGCAGGGGGUUACAUUUGCAGUCAGCGCCGUGUUUGCAAAUAUUGUGUACGCUCCUGCGCAAGUGUCCUCCGCCAGCCGCGGGAGGGGAGAGCCGCAGCGGCAGCCUUUGGAGACGUCCUACAUUGCUGUGCAAUUAAACUUUGCAUGAAACUUCGGGUCUUUUUUCCUCCUUAAGCUCCUAAAGGAAUUAAUAUAUAUCUAUAAAUACAUUUUUUUUUCUUCUUCUUCUUCUCUGGAGAAAAGGGGGGGGCUUGGAAACUGAGACAAGAGGUUUGACAUCCCCCCCGCACACACCCCUCACCCCUGCACAUAAAGGAGGCAUCUGUAUUUUUGUAACCAGCACUGACUUUGUUGUUGCAACUUGAGACAUGGAUGUUCUCCCAAUGUGCAGCAUCUUCCAGGAACUCCAGAUUGUGCACGACACGGGUUACUUCUCAGCCUUGCCGUCCCUGGAGGAGUAUUGGCAACAGACAUGCUUAGAGCUGGAACGGUAUCUUCAAAGUGAACCCUGCUAUGUAUCUGCAUCUGAAAUCAAAUUUGAUAGCCAAGAGGAUCUCUGGACCAAAAUUAUUCUGGCGCGUGAGAAAAAGGAGGAAUCUGAACUGAAGAACACUUGUGUCCCAAAAGAGGACAAUCCUCCUAGUCAGAACUUAGAGACCAACAGUUUGAAUUCUGAUGUGAGCAGCGAAUCUUCGGACAGCUCUGAGGAACUGUCGCCUACUACGAAGUUUACCUCUGACCCUAUCAGCGAUGUUUUAGCCAGUUCAGGAAACUUGAGUUCGUCUGUCACUUCUACUCCCCCUUCGUCUCCUGAACUGAGCAAGGAACCUUCUUCUCAGCUAUGGAAUUGUACACCGGGUGAGUUGCAUUCACCUGGGAAAAUACGUACCGGUACCGCUGGAAAGACUGCAGAAAAAGGUACCCCCGUCAACGGUGACACCUCACCAGAUGGCAGAAGGCGCGUUCACAGGUGUCAUUUUAACGGUUGCAGGAAAGUUUACACCAAAAGUUCACAUCUGAAAGCACAUCAGCGCACUCAUACAGGGGAAAAGCCUUACAGAUGUUCGUGGGAAGGGUGUGAGUGGCGUUUCGCAAGAAGUGAUGAAUUAACCAGACACUUCAGAAAGCACACUGGUGCCAAGCCUUUUAAAUGUAGUCACUGUGACAGGUGUUUUUCCAGGUCUGACCACCUGGCCCUUCACAUGAAGAGACACCUCUGAAUGGGUCAAGAGGUGACUCCUGUGGGCUAAGAGGCGUCAAGGUGGAACAGCCUUGAGCAGAGGGAUGCGUGUUCCAGCCAAAGCAUGCCAUUUUGCACCCUACCCAGUUGCCUCCAGGACCUCUCUUCCUUGAAGGUCUUUUGAGGGCUAAUAAGUCAUGUAAGAAACGGCAUAGCAACCGCGGUGCGUGAUGUUUGGGGUUUCCUGGACUCAUACACUGGUAUCUAACCUUCUGAGUGGCUCCUAAGCCUUUGCCGUGAGCAUGUGCACUGAGAAUGUUAAUGAUUGGGCGACUGUAUGUUAUGAGGAUCUAUUGAUGACUGUAUGCUGGGGCACAUUUUUUUUUCUUGUGGUUGUUUUAUAACUGUAAGAGAAAAAAAAAAGUCUGAAUGUCUUGUAUGUAAGGAAUAUCUCGUGAGAUGGGACGACCACCAAUCAUUUCCAAGGGGUGGGGG